Molecule: messenger RNA, 1897 nt
Organism: Triplophysa rosa
Lineage: Eukaryota; Metazoa; Chordata; Actinopteri; Cypriniformes; Nemacheilidae
Exons: 7
Coding region: 288-1427 (379 amino acids)
Biological process (GO): negative regulation of Notch signaling pathway; positive regulation of neuron differentiation
Cellular component (GO): nucleus
Molecular function (GO): transcription corepressor activity; DNA binding
Source: RefSeq, a predicted model, not a curated record
UUUCUCUGGUAUUUCUCCGCACACUGGUGUUCCGAGGAGUUUCUUCUUCUUCAUCUUCCAGAAAUAUUUUGUACUUGUUUCUUCUGCAAUGUUUUUUAUUUGGAAUUACGCGGUCAUCUUCUAAAAAGGAUUUAUACUUUCGCCCUUUGGACAUGUUUCACUUAUAUAGAAAUUCCGCUCGUGACUAGAUUUAGUUUUUCGCGCCAAUGCAACAGUUGUCCUGACAACAAGUCUCGAGCGCUGCUAUUUCAGUCAGUCCACUUACAGCGUCUACAGUAUCCUGCAGGAUGGAUAUAAAAUACGCAUUAGUUGAUUUCUUCACUUACAACACUAUUCAUAUAUGUGAACUAUCGCAAUUAAAACACAGAGAUAUGACAAAACUGAAUCCCAAUGCCAUUCACAAGUGGGACAAAAAUGAAGAGGCGUACAUUUUCUGGAAGAAGAGUUCCUCAGACGAGCUCCAGCGCUGGCCUUGUCGAGUCAUCCAAUUCAGUGGAGAGCGCCAACCCCUAAUUGACACUAGGAAAAUAUUUGAAAAAGGGUGUGCCUUUGAUAGAAUACCCCUCUUUGCUAAAGAAGAAUCGUUGGGAAAAGGGAGAAGAGAGAAAGUAAAAAGGAACUUCCCAGAUGUUGGUGAAACUUCAUUCCUGGACCAGGAAAAUGCACCAGUUACAGCUAAAAAAAAGAAGACCAAGAACAGUAUUCAACAAAAGAUAAUGGCAGCUGUGAAAGAAAGUUGUUCUCAAAUUGUGGAACCAAGAGCUGUGAGAGGGCAGGAGGAAUCAUUUUCAUCAAGUCCCCUGUCACCUAAGCCAUGUGAGAGUUCAGACAAGGCUGAGAAGAUUAAAGAAUUAAAAGAUGAAAUAAAAGAACUACAGGAAGAUUUAAAAUAUGAACGGCGCUUCAGGAUAAAAGCAGAGAGAGAACUGAGGGAGUGGAAAGAAAUUCAUGCUGUUGUGCAGGAGCUAAAAUGUACAGUUGGGGAAAUGAAGGUGAUGUGCACUUCAAAAAAGAAACCUGACAUAAUGCAUAUGCCAUCAUCUUCUGAGGACACUGCUGGUCAAAACCAAGAACCACGCAUUGCUCAAGAAAGUGGGCAGGUAACUGAUUACAUCAACUUAGGAGAGGGGGUGACAAUAAAGAGAAGCCAAUUUGAGAGGAUCAACACCCAAGAUUUUAAAAAAUUUACAAGUGAGCUUCUCUUGGUGACCUUUGGGAGAGAAACUCUUGCCACACACUCUCUAAAUGGAAGAAAGGCGCCCAAUGCUGAUACCAGCAAGGAGGCACUUCCGGCUAACAAAGUGUCUGUCUUAAUAGGCUACAUCCAAAAACGGUUUCGUGUUUCCACAUCGGAGAUAAAGGCAGUCAUAAGAACCAAGCUUAACAAUGAGGACAAGCUCUUAAAAAAACGAAACCUCUCUGAAUGAGGCGAGAAAACAAACAUGCACAAUUUGUUGAUAAACACUGUUAUAUAAUGCAUGUAGUAACUCAUAGUCUGUUAUUUAAAGUUUAAAAAACUAUUUAUUCACAUCUAUUGUUGCAUUUUCUACCUUCAUUAUAUACAGUAUUGCUGAUGUUUAAUAAAACUGCUUCUGGCUACUCAAUGGUUGAAUUUCAAUGAUUAAGCACUUUACUAGCAUUUUACUUCACUAGCAGUGUAAUUGCAUUGCAGCUGUAUUGCAGUAAUACUGCACUUGUAUUUUAGUUGUACUUCAAAUGUAUUGUAGUACUAUUGCAGUUGUAUUUUAAUAGUACUUUAAACGUAUUGCAGUACGAUUGCAGUUGUAUUUUAGUAGUACUUUAAACGUAUUGCAGUACGAUUGCAGUUGUAUUUUAGUAGUACUUUAAACGUAUUGCAGUAAUACUGCAGUAACUCAAUUAAAACUCUUCAAAUGAC